Molecule: messenger RNA, 2079 nt
Organism: Pangasianodon hypophthalmus (striped catfish)
Lineage: Eukaryota; Metazoa; Chordata; Actinopteri; Siluriformes; Pangasiidae
Gene: smyd2a
Product: SET and MYND domain containing 2a
Exons: 12
Coding region: 205-1512 (435 amino acids)
Cellular component (GO): nucleus
Molecular function (GO): protein binding
Source: RefSeq, a predicted model, not a curated record
CUUGGCUAUACCGUAAACCUUCUGGCUAGCUGUUUGUCUUCUUACCAUGUGGUGUGUUGGGGAGUGUUGCUGGACUUUCUGCAGUUAUUAUCCUGAAAUCCACUGAACAGACACUCAUUUCUUGUUCACGAAGGGUACUUCGACGAGUUUACGUUUAUAGCAGUGCAAAGAAGAAGUGCUAGUCGUGAAGGAGACGAUCCCAGAAUGAAGUCGGAGGGGAUUGAAGGCUGUGAGAGAUUCCUGAGCCCUGGGAAAGGCCGAGGGGUCAGAGCAACGCGGCACUUCCAAGUGGGUGACCUGGUGUUCGCCUGUCCGGCGUACUCCUACGUCCUGACAGUGAACGAGAGGGGCGGCCACUGCGAGUUCUGCUUCACCAGAAAGGAUGGGCUGUCCAAGUGUGGCAAGUGCAAGCAGGCCUACUACUGCAACGUGGAGUGUCAGAAAGGAGAUUGGUCCAUGCACAAGCUGGAGUGCUCUUCCAUGUGUUCAUAUGGAGAAAACUGGUGUCCCUCCGAAACUGUGCGACUGGUUGCUAGAAUCAUCGUGAAGCAGAAAUUCCAGACAGACCUGACUCAAUCUGAAAGAUUGUUAUCCCUGAAAGAGUUUGAAUCACAUUUGGACAAGAUAGACAAUGAGAAAAACGAGAUGAACCAAACUGAUAUUGCUGCACUCCAUCACUUUUAUUCUAAGUAUCUGGAUAUUCCUAGUAAUGCUGCUCUUGCAGAACUCUUUGCCCAGGUGAACUGUAAUGGUUUUACCAUUGAAGAUGAGGAGUUGUCUCAUUUGGGCUCUGCAGUCUUUCCAGACGUUGCUUUGAUGAACCACAGCUGUAAUCCAAAUGUGAUCGUGACUUAUAAAGGUACAGUAGCAGAGGUCCGUGCUGUUCAGAAAAUCAGCCCUGGAGAGGAGAUUUUCAACAGUUACAUUGACCUCCUGUAUUCCACUGAGGACAGGAAUGAGAGGCUGAAGGAUUCAUACUUCUUUACCUGUGAUUGCACAGAAUGCACCACCAAAUCAAAGGACGAGGCCAAAAUGGAGAUUCGGCAGAAGCUGAGUACUCCUCCAGAGCCCGAAGAAGUUCAGGAAAUGGUGAGGUAUGCCAAGAAUAUCAUUGAGGAAUUCAGGAGAGCCAAGCACUAUAAGACUCCCAGUGAGCUGCUAGAGAUCUGUGAGUUAAGUCUGGAGAAAAUGGGAUCCAUAUUUGUUGACACCAAUGUGUACAUGUUGCACAUGAUGUACCAGGCCAUGGGUGUCUGUCUCUACAUGCAGGACUGGGAUGGAGCCAUGAAGUAUGGCGAGAAAAUAGUGGAACCCUAUAGUGUGCAUUACCCUCAGUACUCUCUCAAUGUGGCUUCUAUGUACCUGAAGCUUGGAAGACUUUACAUGGGACUUGAGAAAAGAACACAAGGAGUGAAAGCUUUAAAAAAGGCUAUUGCCAUCAUGAAUGUUGCAUUUGGAAAAGACCAUCAUUACAUUGCUGAGAUAAAAAAGGAAAUGGAAGAGCAUAAGUAAAGAGAGGACCUCUGUAAAUUCAAGAACAGCUGUAUGGCAUGCAACUAAUACCUCUGCUUGCAUACAAACUAACGUUUGUUUCUCUUUGAUGUCAUUUUGAGGUUUUGGUUUGUUUAUUUGUUUGUUUGUUUUACAAAUGAUUGCUGACCUGGGUUCUUGACAUUGAGGUGCUGGUUCUGUUAGCUGUCCGUACUAUGAAUAAAUAUGCACUGUUUGUGUGAGCAAGGGCUAAUAAUUAAAUAUUAAAUAUACUUGUCCUAAAGAUUGUCUUAAAAAUAUUUCUUUAACUUCUUUGCCAUACCAUUCAUCAACCACAUUGUAAAAAUGACUGUUUGCUUGGCCACAGAAUUUACCAAUGAUUCAGUAACAGCAUAUUUGGAUGAGUAUUUAACACGACUAAAGACGCAUAUCCCUGAUUCUAAUUAGUGAUCGUCUAGAUAGUAUGGCAUGAAAGAAUGCCUUUGUUUCAUGCCAAAGCUCUAUAUUGUCUAUAAAGCCUACACUAGGUCUUUAACAACUUUGCAGUUUUUGGUACCAUAAAAAGAUAAAUAAAUUGGUUUUCUAACA